ACAUGGAAAAUUAAAAUUAGUACUAAAAAUAUAGAUUUCGUAUGUGCAGUUUUUAACUUUGUUUACUUGAGAUGUCUACCGAAAAACGACCGCAAACUCCUGAUAACUCUGAGGAAGUAGAUGGCGAAGAAUGGAUUGGUCCAAUGCCAUCAGAAGCUGCUGAACCAAAACCGAAGAAACGAAAAGUUCUAGAAUUUGAAUCUUUGUAUCUGGAAAAUUUACCUUCGUCAGAAACGUAUGAAAAGAGCUACAUGCAUAGGGAUGUUGUCACACAUGUUGUGGUCACCAAAACUGAUUUUGUUAUAACUGCCAGUCAAGAUGGCCAUCUCAAAUUUUGGAAGAAACAGGAGGAAGGUAUAGAAUUUGUCAAACAUUUUCGUUGUCACCUAGUGGCCAUUAGCCAUGUUGCUGUUAAUAGCACUGGCACACUCCUCUGCACCACAUCCACAGAGAAGACUGUCAAAGUAUUUGACGUUGUGAACUUUGAUAUGAUUAACAUGAUAUCCAUACAAUUUGAGCCGUACUGCGCGGAAUGGGUGCACUCAGCAGGUGAUCCUAUUUCUGCACUAGCUAUAUCGGAGAAAUCAACAAAUAAAAUAUAUGUAUUUGAUGGUACACAAAGCUCGGGCACACCAUUACACACAUUUGAAACACUACAUCAAAGUGUGGUGGUCACCAUAGUGUACAACCCAGUAUACGAAGUAGCAGUGUCUGUUGACAAGGCGGGUAUCAUAGAGUAUUGGACCGGACCAAAACACGAGUUCCAAUACCCGAAGAAUGUAAAAUUCCAAUCGAAACUGGAAACGGAUCUGUUUGAUUUCGUUAAGAACAAAACAUAUCCAACUGCGCUGGCGUUUUCACCAGAUGGUAAAAAGAUGGCGUCUAUAAGUUUGGAUCGGAAGGUCCGCGUGUUCCACUUCCUGACGGGCAAGCUGCAUAAGGUUUUGGACGAGAGCCUGCAGCGCUACCAGGACCUGCAGCACCAGGCGCACCAGUUACCCAACAUGGAGUUUGGUCGCAGAAUGGCAACAGAACGUGAAUUAGAGAAGUCAGAGUCUGUGAACUUUUGCAACGUAUUGUUUGACGCGAGCGGUCACUUCCUCUGCUAUGCUACCAUGUUGGGUGUCAAAAUGGUCAAUCUUGUCACCAACCGGUGUGUGGCCAUGCUCGCUAAGCCGGAGAACUUGAGGCCUCUACAUCUGGCGCUGUUUCAGGGUCGUACAAAUCAAUCAAAAGUAGCAACAACGCUAGAAAUGGAGGGUUCUGAAAACCCGAGCCUGAUGAUUGUGAAGACGGACCCAACAUUGUUCUGUACCGCAUACCGCAAGAACAGGUUCUAUAUGUUCUCCCGCCGGAGUCCAGAUGAUGUCAAGAGUCCGGAUGCGGAUCGCGACAUCUUCAAUGAGAAACCUUCCAAAGAAGAUAUUAUAUCCGCUACAGAAGGACAAGGUGUGCAGCGUAUCUAUGAGCAGGCGAUCCUGCACACCUCACUUGGUGACAUCCAUGUGAGGCUGUUUGGAGAAGUGGUGCGAGCUGCUGAGAACUUCUGUGGACUUGCACGCAGCGGCUACUACAAUGGACACCUCUUCCAUAGAGUCAUACGAGGGUUCAUGGUGCAGACUGGAGACCCUACAGGUACGGGUACUGGAGGUGAGAGUAUCUGGGGAGGGGAGUUUGCGGACGAGUUCAAGCCUCACCUGAAGCACGACCGGCCAUACACUGUGAGCAUGGCCAAUGCAGGACCCAACACCAACGGCAGCCAGUUCUUCAUCACUCUUGCACCCACGCCGUGGUUAGACAACAAGCAUACGAUAUUUGGUCGUGUAGUGCGCGGUAUGGAGGUGGUGCAGAACAUUGGUAACCUCAAGACCAACCCCAAGACAGACAAACCUUACGAUGACGUUAGGAUCGUUUCAGUCACCGUCAAGUGAAAAU
Messenger RNA from Papilio machaon (common yellow swallowtail), 1935 nucleotides. Its product is annotated as peptidylprolyl isomerase domain and WD repeat-containing protein 1. Gene Ontology annotation, biological process: protein peptidyl-prolyl isomerization. Gene Ontology annotation, molecular function: protein binding; peptidyl-prolyl cis-trans isomerase activity. Bases 72 to 1931 code for a protein of 619 amino acids. The transcript is spliced from 11 exons. The record is from RefSeq and is a predicted model, not a curated record. Lineage: Eukaryota; Metazoa; Arthropoda; Insecta; Lepidoptera; Papilionidae.